AUGGAGUUGUGGGACGGAGGAGAGAGGCAGUGGUCAGAGAUGUAUGUGAGCAUUGUGAGCAUUGGCAUGCCUCACUGCUGCUUAUCUGAUCAGAAAAUAAAGAACAUAACAAUAGAGAUAUACCCCAGCCAACCCACCCAGGCAUUUUCCAGCCAGCCCUCAGGAAUUGAGAUUAUUACCUUCCCACGGUCAGGGCUUCCCUUCCAUUCAUUCUUGGAGUGGAAGAAGGCGCACUUUCCUUCCAUCUCAUUUCCUACUCACCCUCUUUCCGUGUCUACCUACUGCGCCUUCCCUCUCAACCAUCUUCUUAUCUGGAGUCAGGGCUCCUCAACUCCCAGCAAUUCCGGGUGGGCUAGAGGUUCAAUACUGGCUCGGGUUGCUUUUGUUUUUUUCGACUUUUGGCUAUCUUGUGAAGAGUGGUUUGGCCCUCUCACAUGGGACGCCUUAGACCUGGAAGUCAUCCACUCAAGGUUGUUUAUGGACUCGAUAGAUCCAGCUUUCCUUCGAGAUUUCCAGACUCUAUCUAAGCUGUUGAACACAAGUGGCUCCCUUGAAAACCCCCCGUCUUCUGUGACACAAGAUCCCGAAAGCCGAAGGCGCGCCAUCGAUGAGGGAAUAUUUGUGAUUCCAUGGGAUUCUCCCAUAUGGCAAAAGCGUAGAGACACGUUCGUUUCGCUCUGGUCUCUUCGUGCCCUGGAAUAA
Colletotrichum lupini is the source of this 702-nucleotide messenger RNA. RefSeq lists its product as uncharacterized. The record is from RefSeq and is a predicted model, not a curated record. Lineage: Eukaryota; Fungi; Ascomycota; Sordariomycetes; Glomerellales; Glomerellaceae. The transcript is spliced from 8 exons. Bases 1 to 702 code for a protein of 233 amino acids.